This is a messenger RNA of Zerene cesonia (dogface butterfly), 870 nucleotides long. RefSeq names its product C-type mannose receptor 2-like. Gene Ontology annotation, molecular function: signaling receptor activity. The coding region runs from base 10 to 870 and encodes 286 amino acids. The transcript is spliced from 4 exons. The record is from RefSeq and is a predicted model, not a curated record. NCBI's taxonomy places the organism in Eukaryota, Metazoa, Arthropoda, Insecta, Lepidoptera, Pieridae.
AAAUUUCGUAUGGACUACAUGUGGGCUCACGCAUUUCAGACUUUUUAUCGACUCCAUGACCUAGCCACUGAUUGGGACCAAGCAAGACAAAUGUGUGAAGCUGAAGGCACAACACUUUUAAUUCCUUCUAGCUUAGAAGAAAUUGAGAACCUUAAAUUGCUAAUGAGUAACAUGAAAGCAUAUUAUACAGCUGUUUUUAUAGGCAUCCAUGACCAAUUCGCCGAUGGCCACUACGUCACUGUCAAAGGUGAGCCAAUAACCGGGACAGUAUUAGAACUUUUGUGGGCGGAAGGUCGACCGGAUAACUUCAAUGGCACGGAGCACUGUGUCGUCAUGUCUAGAGAAGGAUUAUUUGAUGAUCGACCGUGUGAUAAUGUUUUUCCAUUCGUCUGCAAAAUAUUAGCAAAUGAUACGCAAUAUAAUGAAGCAUGCGAUGGUUUUGAUUUGGGCUAUUCACCGCAUGGUGUCAUUACAAAUAAAUGCUAUAAAUUCCACUCUGAACCGUUAUCUUGGCAUGAUGCAUAUCUCGCCUGUAAAUUAGAAGAAGGACGCUUAGCUAUCAUUAACUCGCCUAAAGAAGCCAAUGUGUUUGUCAGUUUUCUGGGUGAACAUCUUAACAGUAAUACUCCGGACCCUAACAUACUGUACAUUGGUUUCAGCGACUUGAUGUUUCCAUAUCAAUAUCGAACUAUAGCUGGUGAAACUCUUGAAGAAGCUGGAUACGCAUCAUGGAGUCCUCUAAAAGAGAGUUUACAAACUUCAACAGAUAGACGCUGUGGUGCCAUCUCCAGAACUGGUUUUCUUGAAGUGACAUACUGUGACCGUCCGGCAAUGUUCUUGUGUGAAAAACUUCUUAACUCCACGAGUUGA